UGAGAGGGAUCAGAGUGCUUGUGAAACACCAGAGGAGAAGAGCUUUGCUUUAGAGAACCCGGAGGAGGAGGAGGCCGUGGCCCCGGAGUCGGAGGAGGGCUCGCUGGAUAUCCCAGGCAAUCUGGAGGAGCUUGCUGCCCCACAGGAAGAGCAACCUGAGGAGCAACCUGAACACAAGCAGUCCUUGAACCAGCCUGGUGAGGAAUCCCUGGAGGGAACAGCCAAUGAGCUGGAGCACAAGCAAGAGAUAACGCAUUUAUUGCAAGCACAGGAGGAGAAAACUCAGCAGUUCCAGGAGGAGAUGAGGCAGACAGAGGAGGAGGAGGAGGAAGCAGAGAAGCUUUAUCAGCAAAAAGAAAAAUCCCUCAGGACUCUACAGGAAGAUUUGGCAAAGGUCUCUGAGGAAGAAGAGCUGCUUAUUAGAAAGGAGGAAAUGGAGAGACUUGCAAAGCUGCGAGCCGAAAUUGCCUCAGAGACUGAAGCAGAGGAGGAGAAGAUAAGGGCAGAGCAAGAGGUCACACUGCAGAAACUAAGAGGAGAGUGGGAAAUCCAGCAGGUCAUGGAGAAGGAGAGCCUGGAGAGGAAGCAGCAGCUUGUUUUGGAGAAAAUGAAGCUGGAAAUGGAGGAAGCUCAGCAGAAAGAGAUGACCAAGCUGGAGCAAGAGAAGGAACAAGCCCUGAGUGAGCACAAGUUGAGAAUAGAUGGGGAAAAGAAAAAGGCAGUGGAAGAGCUGGAGAAGCAGUUUGCAAGUGAACUCCAGCAGUUGAAAUCAGCAGCGGAAGAGAAGCAUCGUAAGGUCAUUUCCAGCCUGCAAACCCAGAUAGCAGAAGCACAGAGGAGGGAGAAGGCUCAGCUGCGGGAAGACUUGCAGAGAGCAGAGCAGAAAGUGCAGCUAAAAGCCUAUCAAGUAGCCGAAUACGAACGCGAGCUCAGUGAGCUCAUGAGAGAGAAACGCCAGGAAGUGGAAAAAGACCAUGAGAGGAAAAUGGAGAGGAUGAAACAGGAGCACCAGGAGGCCCUGGCACGAGUGCAGGAUCAGUAUGAGGAGGAGGAGAGGAAGCAAAGAGCAGAGCUGCAGGACGGCCUGCGGGGCGAGCUGGGGCGCCUGCGGCAGCGUCACGAGGCGGAGGUGAAGGCGCUGCAGGCAGAGCUGGGCGAGCGGCUCACAGCGCUGCAGCACGGGCAGCGGGAGAAGGAGAGGAAAGUGCAGGAAAUGGAAAGCGAGCUGGAGAUGCGCAUGAAGAAUGUGCAAACCAGAUCAGCACAGCUCCUGAGCCAGGAGGAGUCUCUGAGGAAGAAGAGGCAGCAGCUGCUGGAGGAAGACAGGCAGGCUAAGCUGGAGCGAGAUGAAGCUGCUUUAGCCUCUCAGCUCCGGCUAGAGGAGAGCAGGAAGGAGCAUUCCAGCCUCCUCGAGUCCAUCCGGCAGCUGCAGAGGUCCGUGGAAGAGCUCCAGGACAAGAAGGCUGAGCUGGAGGCUCAGGUGGACUUGCUGCAGACCCGAAAGCAGAGGCUACAGACACGCAAGAGUGAGCUGGACGCAGCCAUCAGGAGCAAACAGGACACUUUGAAACAACUGGAGGAAGAAGAAAGUGUGGAAUCUCCAAAAGAGAAAGCUGAGCUCCGUGCUGAAGACCUGAGAGAAACUAGUCCAGCUUACUCAUCUGGAGAGCCUGCUUCCCCACCCGCCCAAAACCAUGAGGACAGCGACCUCCAGUUUGAUCAUGUCAGGAACUACAUCUCCGCGGAAGGGAUCUCCGUGAACCAGACCCGCUCCAUGAGGAAGAGGUGCAUGGCGCUGAAAGCUGCAAAGCAGCAGUGGCGCCAGGAUAUGCAGAAGGCCCAGGAGGUGCUGCAGGAUCCUGACAGUUCCCAGCACCUGGAGGGCAUGCGCAAGAACCUGGCAGAGGAAGCAAAGCAGUUGGACAAGAUGAAGUCUGCUAUGCGGAAAGGACAGGUACUGCUCAAGAAGAAAGAGGAGAAGCUGAGCCAGCUGGAGUCCUCGCUGCUGGAGGAGUUUUCAGAUGAAGACACGCUGAAGAGCGCUGCGUGCAAGAAGAUGGUGACUUUUGAUCUCAGCGACUCCGAGGACACAAACAGCACAUCCAGUGUAAAUCUAGAUAAGCCUGAAUUUGAUUUGAGAGCUGAUUUGCAGGCUGUUGCCGAGCCAGAAAAGGUCAAGUUCUUGACAGAGUCUGUGAUGCGUAUCUCUAGUGAACUCGACAAGGUCCUCGGUGUCUUGGGCUCUCUGAGCAGCCAGCAGUCUCCGCUCUUCACCUCGACGCCCCGUGGCAACACCCCUGUUUCUACGUGUGCCUCCUUGCCAGGACUUCAUGCAGGUGGCUCUGCUUCCUCCACCAGGAUGUCUUUGGUGGACCAGUGGGCCUGGAGCACUGUGAGCUCUGAUAACUCUCUUGCAGCUGGACGGUCAGUGGACAGCAUCCUGGCAGACAAAUGGCGCAAGUAUUUCCCAGGUGGAUUCCCAACGCGCAGUGGCAGUUCCAGGCUUCCGGGCAACAAGCUGGGAUACGUACCUGCAGAGGAGCAAAUCCGCCUGUUCCAGCGCUCCAAGUUCCAGAGCUAUGAGUCAGAAAGGACAAAUAAUAUUCAAGGAAUGAUUGAGAUGAACAAGAAAUGGCUGGAAGACUUCAAGAGGGAAUCAAAAAUGGAAGAGGAUUUGCUUUUCCCGGCACUCUGUUGCCGCGUGUGUGAGAACCGCGGCGAUUACGAGAGCAAAAGGACAGCGCACGAUUACUUUGCCAGGACGAACACAAGCCCUAAGCUCAUUAAGGGGCUUGGCCUCUGCCUGCUGGAGAAGGAACACCUGGGGAGCAGCCUGUUCCAUGAGGAGCCCCUGCCAUACCUGGUGUACCAGCCCCUGCCUUGGCAGAUCCAGUGUGUGACCCAGAGCCGCCGUACCAGCCGGGACAGCGAGAGAGGCAGGAGCUCCCGGCACAACAGCAUCUACUCCAUUUCUGGAGAGAAAGGCAACGUGACCCCUGAUGCCAGCAGCCAGAGCAAGUUCUUCAGUGAUCCUUCUGAGAAGGCGGCCGUCACCAUCCAGACCCACUUCAGGAGGUACCAGCAGCAGAAGCAGGAGAAGAAGUAG
Messenger RNA from Nestor notabilis (Kea), 3106 nucleotides. Its product is annotated as centrosomal protein of 164 kDa-like. Lineage: Eukaryota; Metazoa; Chordata; Aves; Psittaciformes; Psittacidae. The record is from RefSeq and is a predicted model, not a curated record. Gene Ontology annotation, molecular function: protein binding.